Messenger RNA from Musa acuminata subsp. malaccensis (wild Malaysian banana), 934 nucleotides. The record is from RefSeq and is a predicted model, not a curated record. NCBI's taxonomy places the organism in Eukaryota, Viridiplantae, Streptophyta, Magnoliopsida, Zingiberales, Musaceae.
UGCCCUCUUAUGCUUAGUUUAUGGUCCUUUAUUUCUAUAUGGUUGAUAGAACUCAAGCAGGGAAAAGAAUGCUUUAUGUUACUGUUGCAGGAAGGUCUUGAACAACAGCUCCAACAUUUAACAAGCCUGAAUGUCGAGCAGAAGAGACCAGAAUGAUGAGAGCUUCAUGAUCUUAGGGUCUUAUGCAAGUACAAGAACAGAAGGAUGCUCCGAUCUUGUUCAAGUUGGCAUAGGAGAAUAAGCUCGUUGAGGAUGGCUGCCAUCUCACUGAUGCUGCUUGGAACGUAGUCAUAGAUCUUAUGGCAAUGACGACGACAGAGGCUUUGGAGUUACCGAAGUUGUCAUGCAUCUAAGAGCUGAAAUAGUUGUCGUUCAAGAAUAUGGUGUCGAGCUACUUAUCGAAGAUCGUCGACGACAAUGCUCCCUUGAAGUCAUUAAACCGAAGGUCGAGGUACUUAAGCGAUGGCAGCCGAAGGGCAACAUCCAAGAUCAAGCCGACGAAACGAUUGUUGCUAGCGUCAAGCCCGUGGAGUUUGAGACGGGAGAUGUUUUGAGGGAUGAUACCACGGAAGCGAUUGAAGUUAAUGUGGAGGAGGGCGAUGUCGGUCAAGAGGCCGAGCUCCACGGGGAGGUACCCAACGAUAUCGACAUCAUUAAGGUUGACGUUGAUGACAAUGUUGAUCAAGGGGUCAUCAGGCACCGCAACACAGAAGAUGUCAUGAUAACCACACACAUCAAGGUUGACCUAAUUGCCGAUGAAGUUGUGGGGGUCAGAGUACAAUGCCUUCUUCCAUGCCCUCAGAGCGACAUAACAACGACGAAGGCGAGGAUUGGUGAUGGUGACGUCGAUCUCGAUACCAAAAAUCGAAGCUGUCAAGGUCUCCCUUCUUUAAGAGGGCCAGGAGAUGAUAGUGCACGAUGAAGGCAACCUCGA